Molecule: messenger RNA, 2074 nt
Organism: Manis javanica (Malayan pangolin)
Lineage: Eukaryota; Metazoa; Chordata; Mammalia; Pholidota; Manidae
Gene: CHST4
Product: carbohydrate sulfotransferase 4
Biological process (GO): protein sulfation; carbohydrate metabolic process; N-acetylglucosamine metabolic process
Cellular component (GO): Golgi membrane
Molecular function (GO): N-acetylglucosamine 6-O-sulfotransferase activity
Source: RefSeq, a predicted model, not a curated record
AGUAUCAAGGCUCCCUAGGAGUGAGUGCUUUCUCAACCCCGUCUGGGAAGGUGGGUUAUUUUCCUGGCAGAAGGGAGAGGAAUUUGUUCUGAGUAGGGGCGGUUAUGCAAAGUGCAAGGAGGAGGAAGAAGCUAAGAGGGGAGUUGGUGAGUCAGAGGAGAAAAGCUGUACAAUUUGGCCAGCAGAGAGCCUCUUUAAAGCAGAGGAAGCCUCAGUCACUAACAAGGUCUUCCACUUCAGCACAAUGAUGCUGCCCAAAAAAACGAGGCCACUGCUGUUCCUGUUUUCCCAGAUGGCCAUCUUCGCUCUGUUCCUCCAUUUGAUCAGCCACAACUUCAACUCCCUGUCUGCAAAGGAGGAGCCCAAGCCUAUGCAUGUGUUGGUCCUGUCUUCAUGGCGCUCUGGCUCCUCUUUUGUGGGCCAGCUUUUUGGGCAGCACCCAGAUGUCUUCUACCUGAUGGAACCCGCCUGGCAUGUCUGGAUGACCUUCACAAGAAGCACCCCCUGGCGGCUGCAUAUGGCGGUGCGGGAUCUGAUCCGUGCUGUUUUUCUCUGUGACAUGAGUGUCUUUGAUGCCUAUAUGAAUCCUGGUCCCCGACGUCAGUCCAGCCUCUUCCAGUGGGAUGGCAGCCGGGCGCUGUGUUCCCCACCUGCCUGCAACAUGUUCCCUCGGGAUAAGAUCAUACCUCAGGCUCACUGCAAGAUUCUGUGUAGUCAACAGCCCUUUGAAGUGAUUGAGAAGGCCUGCCGCUCCUACAGUCACGUGGUGCUCAAGGAAGUGCGCUUCUUCAACCUGCAGGUGCUCUACCCACUGCUGAGAGACCCUUCCCUCAACCUGCACAUCAUACACCUGGUCCGGGACCCCCGGGCUGUGCUCCGUUCCCGGGAGCGCACCACAGGGGAGCUUAUGAUUGAUAGCCGCAUUGUGAUGGGGCAGCGUUGGCAGAAACUCAAAGAGGAGGACCAACCCUACUAUGUGAUGCAGGUCAUCUGCCAAAGCCAGCUGGAGAUCUACAAGGCUGUGAAGUCCUUGCCCAAAGCCCUGAAGCAGCGCUACCUUCUCAUGCGCUAUGAGGACCUUGUCCGGGACCCCCUGGCCCAGACAGCCCAAAUGUAUGAAUACACAGGGUUGAAAUUCUUGCCUCAGCUCCAGGCCUGGGUGCUCAACAUCACUCAAGGCCAAGGCAUGGGUCAGCACGCCUUCCACACAAAUGCCAGGAAUGCCCUCAACGUCUCCCAGGCCUGGCGCUGGUCCUUGCCUUAUGAAAAGGUCUCCCGACUUCAGAAAGUCUGCAGAGAUACCAUGACUUUGCUGGGCUACCAUCUUGUCAGAUCUGAGCAAGAGCAGAGAAACCUGUCCCUGGACCUCCUGUCUACCUGGACCCCCUCCACACAAAUUGAGAGUUGAGGAGGCUUUGUCUCCACUUGGCACUGGCCUCGGCCAAGUUAACCGAAGGCAUAAUGCCUUAAUGAUGUCUCUGUUGGCAUACACAGAAGCAUAAGUUGUGCCCACACGUGCUCAAGCCAAAACAUCUUUGUGUCUCUACUCAUGUCCAGAAAAGAGACUCAGAAACUUUGUGAGAGUGACACAUUCUGCUACUGAAAGAGGAGCACGGCCUUUCCUCUCGUCUUGGCCUUCCUAUGUGUGUAUACCUUGGAGACUUUGUGGCCUGGGGUCCUAUCUGGCACCAUGCAGUAUCGGUGGAGUAAAUCCAUAAACUUCUCUGUCUAUAUCUUGUUCAGUGGGAAAGGAGAGAGAUGGGAAGAAGCAGGGAAAGGGGUCUUCCACUGAAGACCCCACCAGCACAUUCCCCAGGGAUGUGCGUUCUGAGCCCUUGGAGCUGCCAGUAGAGUCAUAGAGGGAACAGGGAGCAGAGCUGGAUGCUUAUCUGUGAGCUUGGCCUCUCAGUUAUCACAAAUAUGAGACAAAAUCUCUGUCCAAAGAGCAAGCUCUUAAGUUCCUGGGGUGGCUGGGCCCGAUUUGGGUGUCGUUUCCUCUCAGUGUUUUCUUCUCACAAAGAAGAUUUUGACCUGUGAAGCAGCCAUCCAUUAAUACUAAAAUUCCAAAACAAGA